Molecule: messenger RNA, 4705 nt
Organism: Monopterus albus (swamp eel)
Lineage: Eukaryota; Metazoa; Chordata; Actinopteri; Synbranchiformes; Synbranchidae
Gene: cunh10orf90
Product: chromosome unknown C10orf90 homolog
Exons: 10
Coding region: 562-3249 (895 amino acids)
Biological process (GO): regulation of centriole replication
Cellular component (GO): centrosome; centriole; cytosol
Molecular function (GO): microtubule binding
Source: RefSeq, a predicted model, not a curated record
UGAAUAUUAAUGAUGCUCUUUGUUUAAAUGGAGCCCUUGUAAGAUCAAGAACUACAUCAGCAAGUGUUAGUUUCUUUCUUCAAGCUCGCCCUCCCCUCUGUCACUUUCCAUGUCUCGUUCUAUACUGGAUGUUCAGCCCUUCUGCUCAGUAACUCUUUUGUUUGCCAAAGCAUCCAUCACAUUGCUACAUGCCUGACUGGAGACAGUACCAACUAGUACCUAGUUUAUAUGAAGACAGAGUGUUUACUCCCUAAACACUAAGGACCGAGGAGAGUUGGGAGCAAGUGAAAAGGGUUAGUUUGUAAGUAACUGGUAUGUUACAGCAGCAGCUGGGAAUUGUAGUGUGUACUAACUGUACCGAUACCUUCUCAUAACAGAUCUGUAACAACAACAAACUCCAGCAUUUCUGUAGCUGCUAAUUCCUUGCAGUGCAUGUCUGGUGUGCCUCUUGGCAGGAUGUGCAGUUGAUCUAUGGGAUUCUCAAUAAUACCUCCACUGUAAAGGACUCUUAUUGUGGGUUGAAACGUGAUAGCUGUGAGUGGCCACCUGAGCUCCAGAGGGAUGACUCUCCGCAGACCAGCUGCCCACCUACGAAGAGCUACAGCCAGGAGGAGAUCAGGAGAUGAGUCCUAUGGGGAGAGCUUAAUAUCAGAGGGAAAUAUUUUGACCCGUGUUUCUCAACCCCCACGUACACCUCGGCCUCAAAGCGCCCCAGAAGGAGGUCAUUUGGAUGGCUGGGUAGAGCACCUGCCGAGAGACUUACUCAGAGUCCCGCUUCAUAAUCAGGUUCCAGUUUUUAAUGAUCGGACGGUAUCCAUGCCAGGUCUUGCCACAGAGCCAACAGGACAUCCCUGGACACAGCUAUGGAUUCCCUCCUUCAGCAGGGAUUUGUCUUCUUGUGGGAGUCCCAGCCUGUGUGAGACCUCACUGGGCAGCCAGGAGUCCUUCCACAUGCAGAUUUUUCCUCCUCCAGAGUGCAGAGGGAGCUGGGAGAGAGUUCAUAUUCUGCAGGCCCCAAGGAAGGAGCAGCCUGAAAUCAGUCAUCUUUUUCCAGUCAAAAGUGGGUGGCUGCCAGUCCAAAGAAGAGUGAUGAUGGUGGCUGGUGCUUGCAACCAAAAUCAGUUUUUGGACCCCUCUGCUGGUCAGGUGAAACUGAAACAACCCAUCACUCCAACAUUUCAGCUGAAUCGAGCAACACCCAAGACAGAGGUAGAUGGAGAGGUGGACAGAAGUCACAGCGGCCCAACGUGGCAGACACCUGACCAAGGCUCUUCUAUUAUCAAACAGAUGCCAGAAAAACAAAGGCUUCCUACUGAUGAAAAGGACAGACCUGUAAGCUGGCAAGCGCUGAGGGGAAGCUGGAAUAUCAACAGGGUGUCAUCUUUCCUUGGAGGCAGUCAGUCAAUUGAGCUCCCUAUAGGGACCGACUCAGACCCCAACAGGAAGUCUCCUAUAAUGAAAACAACCAGCUUAGAGCACCUCAAGCAUACGCCUCUGCAUCAGACAACUUCAGCUGAACCCUGCAUGCCACAUACUCUGCUGCAAGGGACAAACAGUACAGAGGCAUACAAGUCAAAUACUCCUAUGCAUAAGACAAGCAAUGUUUGGCCUAUAAAGGCAACAGCCCCACUGUGUAGAACAAACUACAGCUCACAGCCCCCACACAUACACACACGUUCCACUGUGACUACACUCACUCCUCAGACCAAAGCAGGCUUCUCCUACAUCACCAUCUCCUCCAGGAAAGUCAGCAGAUCGGCCAGCCUACCUGGCUCUGACACACCCAGCCACCCUUCUCUACCACAACCCCACCAGUCCAUACAGCCAAACUCCAAGCAGGUCACAGUGCAGAGGACGGAUGCCAGAGUGAAUGUGUCAGAUCAAAAGGUGAUGUCUAGCCCUGUCCUGAGCACACAAAGGGAGGGGACCCCGCCCUGUAGCCAUACUUUGGAUACUGCAGUCCACAGAAGAAAGGCUACCAUUAUCAAAGUGACACAGCACAGGGAGAGCUACAGUUCAGCCAAGGUAACGUCUGGGACAAGGCACCCAGAGUGCAGCCAUAGCUACACAGAGGAUGUGUACAAGGACAGCCCGUGGAGUCUAGAAAACCAUUCACAGCACACUGCAGCACCUUCACAUCACCAUCUAGACUCCACAGAGAGGCCACAUCCAAAUACAGCCACUUCAGAUCCUGAGAAAAACCGUGGAACACUGCACAGAUCCACAGUGAGUCUUUCUGUGGGCACCCCCCCUGCUACACCUGCACCCACCCCCUCAAAGGAUGUUGGACAAAGGUCGGACAGGCCUCCCAGACCACCGAGCUGCUAUGGCAGUGGACAUACUGAGCCAAGCAAGGAGAAUGUGACAGAAGUAGCUGCCAGGAUGUGGAGCUUUGGCCUUCCACAAGAGACCAACCUGGUGAACUCCAGCAGUAGUUUUAUCAGUCCUGGAACAGUGGUGAAAGAAACAGGUCAGCUCAUGGCAGAUGCCCUUAAGACAAACAGAGGUGAGGCAGAAAGAUUGUCGCCACCAGAGAAUGCAACAAGGAGAGUGUCCCACUGUCUAACUCUCAUCCAGGCCCCAGAUCCCGACUCACACCAGUCUCCAGAGGAAGUGCUGGCUUUCAAUGCAGCUGCAAUCAUUGCAAACAUCAAACUCCAAAGGCAACUUAGUAAGAAGAAAACGCCGAGUGGUGAUUCUGAGAAGGCCUCCACUGCAUCACCCCAGAGAAAUACUGUGACAGAUGGGGGGAAAUGUUUAAAGCCAUAUCUCGAUCAAAGCCCAGUCCAGUGCCACAGUCUGCCUCCUGCUGCAUUUGUUCCACUGAGUCUCCACCCUGAAAGGUCACCUAAAACUCUAUCUCUCCAGGAAGCACUGCAGAGGUCCAGACCAGACUUCAUCAGUCGUUCCCAGGCCAGAGUGCGAGAGCUGGAACGAAAAGCACAGGAGAGAAGGGAAAUGGCGAAUUCCUUAUACCCACAGUCAAACGCUGCUGUCAGGCAGAAGAGAGCCCACAGCGCCCGGUCUACAUCUCUGAAAGAUAACCUUUUAAAACCCAGAGACAGAGCCAUUACUGUGAAAGACAUGCAGCUACCAUCCAAGCGAUCAUUUUGCUGUAGCCUGUGUGCAGAGGUGAAGAUGAACAAGGAUGAAGAGAAGAAGAGGGAGGUCUGGUUGAGCAACAGAUACAGAGUUGAGCUUUUUAAAAAGAAACUGCUGGAUCAGAUUCUUCAAAGGAGCAACAACUGAAUGACUGACAACAGAUGAUGUUGACGCAACAGGCUACAAGGAGAUAACCAACUGAGAGUGCUGGAAAUAAGUUACACUCAGUGUAGGUCAUGAUCUCUAGUGCUUGAGCCUCAGUUUCUCUCAUGUAUUGUCUUUAUAUUUGAGUUAACAUCUGUUCUUGUGAAAGAUGAGUACAUGGCAGUCUUUCAAAAACCCAGAAAGUCAUCUUUAUUUAAUUAAAAUAACACAUCUCCUUGUUCAUUUAACCAGAAAAUAUCUGAUGGUAAAACUUUUAAAUUGUGUUCAUGUGCUGUACAAAUAGGACAAGGACAUACAGUAUAUCCAUCUUUAGCUGGAUAAAGAAACGUAAUUGUAAGAGGUUAGGUUGAGUCAAAAAAAGUGUUGUUGUGCAGUGGAUACAAUUAUUUAAAUCCAGGUUUGGAAACACCUUCAAAACAGCUGAAGUGUUAGCAGGUCUUUGGGGUUUUGAAAGAUUGGUAGAAAUGUGCAUUCUCACUGGUAAUGCCCUGUUGAUGGACAGUGCUUUGUCUCAGAAUGUACCCGGGCCUGCCAAUGCAGAUGUAGGUUUGUGUGUUUUGAUCCAAAGUAAAAGUGCUUAGACUGCUGCUCAACAACAUGCCUGAGCUGGGUUUAUAUCAGAAAGAUGUGUGAAUAUUUAUUAUUAAAGGACAACAGAGAAGUGCUUUUGUCAUUAGUCUUAAUUCAUAUUUUACUCAUAAGCCUUUAAUUAGUUCUUUCAGUGUCCAGCUGUUUUCAUCCACCUUAAUUUGGACUGAGGUCUUAGAGAAGACUCCUGCCUCUUUUUGUAAACCUUAUUUCAUUUUGGCUUGAAUGCAUGUGUGGGUGUAUUUGGACAGUGGGUGUGUAUUAAUAACGGUGCUCAUGGUUUAGAAUUGCUCUAAAAUAAAAUGACAAUUAUCAUGGAUGCUGCUUGAUGAAGGCUUUUUCAAGUCUGAUUUUUUUUUUUAAUUUAUUUCCCAGUUUAAUCAGCCAUGUCUAUCCACUGGAUUUGUGGACAGACUACUGGAUGGGCCCAUUGGGCACAGGCCCUGGGGGCCCAAGGAUUUAGGGGGCCCCUAAGCCGAUCCUCUGUUUGAAGUGACUGAACAUUUCUCGUUAGAGAGUCAAGUAACAUUUUAAAUGCAGGACUUUUAGUCUGGUGCUCAGUUGCAGGAGGGGUGAGAGCCUUUGACAUGUCAGUGCCCAGGGGCCCAUUGUCUCAUAAUCCAUCCAUGACUGGACUAAUGACAAAGAAGUGUGAUAUAAAACAUAACUGAAUUCUUUUACAUAAACUAUGUAUGUUAUAUGUGAAUUUAACUGGAUGUUUUAUAUAUGAGUUGCAUUUAGACAUUGUUUUAAAUGUGUGUCCAGGCACUGCUGAAAUGUUUCAGCAAGGUUUCUUCCAAACAGCAUGGACCUGGUAACAGAGGUGAGAUGAAACUGUAAUUUCAAUAAA